This is a messenger RNA of Neurospora crassa OR74A, 195 nucleotides long. RefSeq lists its product as hypothetical. The transcript is spliced from 2 exons. NCBI's taxonomy places the organism in Eukaryota, Fungi, Ascomycota, Sordariomycetes, Sordariales, Sordariaceae. The record is from RefSeq and is a predicted model, not a curated record. The coding region runs from base 1 to 195 and encodes 64 amino acids.
AUGCAGACUUUGGGUCUUCGUCUCCUACGCUGCAGGGCCUCAAUGGCGGUCAAGAGCCCCGAUGGCCAUCGUAUGACGCCGGUCAUUCUUCCGAGGUCAGUGGUCUCGGACAAGGGCAUGACUUGUGAGGCUGUUGGUGUCCUGGCAAGUCCCUGGCAGUGCGCGGCGCGCGGGGCGGGAGCUGGACGGGGCUAG